This is a messenger RNA of Prunus mume (Japanese apricot), 3305 nucleotides long. RefSeq lists its product as uncharacterized. Gene Ontology annotation, molecular function: protein phosphatase binding; protein phosphatase regulator activity. The record is from RefSeq and is a predicted model, not a curated record. NCBI's taxonomy places the organism in Eukaryota, Viridiplantae, Streptophyta, Magnoliopsida, Rosales, Rosaceae.
AGUUUUGUGUUCUCUCUCUCUCUCUCUCUCUCUCUCUCUCUCUCUUCUUCAGCAUUCAGCAAUUAGCCAAAUAAGCCAACAAGCCGAUUACCCUUUUUGCUCUCACAGCUUAUUAUUUUUUUGGGGGCUCAUUUUCUCUCUCUCUCUCGAUCUUCACGGCCUUUGCUCCCUCCUCCUCCUCACCUCAUCGAUCUCUCAAAAGAAAACUAGGGUUUCGACUUCGAACUUCAAAGCCACCGACCUCCCCACCCCUGCUCUCAAAUCCCCACCUCUCGGCUUUGUCCCUGAAGAGGCCCUAGAUUUUCUGCUGCUUCUUCUAGGGUUUACAGAUCUAAGACAGCUCUUACUUCCCAGCUCUGCUUUCUACUUCUUCACCAUGUUUUGGAAGCUCACUGCUCUCUCUGCCUCCUCGCCUGUGGAGUCGGUGCUAGACAAGGACAAUUUUACACUGGAUGAGCUUCUGGAUGAAGAAGAAAUUAUCCAAGAAUGCAAAGCUUUAAACACUCGUCUCAUUAAUUUUUUAAGGGAUAGAGCCCAGGUGGAGCAAUUAUUGCGUUAUAUUGUUGAAGAACCUCCUGAGGAUGCUGAAAGCAAACGAGCCUUCAAGUUCCCUUUCAUUGCUUGUGAGGUUUUUACAUGUGAAAUUGAUGUUAUUUUGAAGACUUUGGUGGAUGAAGAGGAGCUAAUGAACUUACUUUUCUCCUUCUUGGAACCAAAUCGUCCUCAUAGUGCCCUGCUUGCUGGGUAUUUUAGCAAGGUGGUUGUAUGCCUUAUGAUACGAAAGACAGUCCCACUUAUGAAUUAUGUUCAAGCCCAUCAGGAUGUUUUCCGCCAGUUAGUUGAUUUGAUAGGAAUUACAUCCAUCAUGGAGGUUUUGGUUCGACUUGUUGGUGCGGAUGACCAUGUGUAUCCCAAUUUUAUAGAUGUGAUGCAAUGGUUAGCUGAAAGUAAUCUGCUAGAAAUGAUCGUAGAUAAAUUGAGCCCUGCUAAUUCUCCUGAAGUUCAUGCUAAUGCAGCUGAGACACUUUCUGCUAUAACUCGAAAUGCCCCAUCAGCCCUAGCCAACAAACUUUCUAGCCCAAGUUUCGUUGCAAGGAUAUUUGGUCAUGCACUGGAAGAUUCACAUUCGAAGUCUAGUCUUGUAAACUCGCUUUCUGUUUGUAUCUCUUUGUUGGAUCCGAAAAGAUCAGCAGUUUCUUCUCCCUUGUUCCAUUCUUUUCGGAGUCAACACAUGUACGAGUCUCCAAUCCCUGUUAAUCCAGACACUGUCAGUGCAAUGCUGCCAAAACUCGGUGACUUGCUUAUGCUUUUGAAUGUGUCAACGGAUGAGAAAACACUGCCGACAACAUACGGAGAGUUGAGGCCUCCACUUGGAAAGUAUCGUUUAAAGAUUGUGGAGUUCAUUGCUGUUCUAUUGAGAUCGGGUAACGAAGAUGCAGAAAAGGAAUUGGUUAGCUCGGGAACCAUCCAACGGAUCAUUGAUCUUUUCUUUGAGUACCCCUACAAUAACUCAUUGCACCAUCAUGUAGAUAGUAUCAUAUCGUCAUGUUUGGAAAGCAAGAGUGAUGCUAUUGUUGAUCAUCUUCUUCGAGAGUGUGAUUUGAUUGGGAAGUUUCUCCAAACAGAUAAACAUCCUCUUCUAUCUAGUGAUACUAGCAAGCCAACGGUACCUGCUGCUGGUAAAUCGGCACCACGGGCAGGAAACCUGGGACACAUUACACGAAUUUCUAAUAAGCUCAUUCAGUUGGGAAGCAGCCAAAGCCGUGUUAAGGCAUGCCUUCAGGAACAUAGCGAAUGGAAUGAGUGGCAGACUACAGUUUUGCAGGAGCGCAAUGCAGUUGAAAAUGUUUAUCGAUGGGCUUGCGGCCGCCCAACUGCUUUGCAAGACAGGACGAGGGAUAGUGAUGACGACGACAUGAAUGACAGAGAUUAUGAUGUAGCAGCUUUAGCAAAUAAUCUAAGCCAGGCUUUUAGAUACAAAAUAUAUGGGAAUGAGGACGCAGGAGAGGACCAUGGAACUCUAGAUCGAGAUGACGAGGAUGUCUACUUUGACGAUGAAUCUGCUGAAGUAGUCAUAUCAUCCUUGCGGCUUGGUGAUGACCAGGGAAGCAGUUUAUUUACAAAUUCCAACUGGUUUGCAUUCCAAGAUGAUAGAAUGGGUAAUGCACCAGUGGGCACAUCAGAGAUGGAGGAAGUAAACUUGAAUGGGACUGCGAAUGGUGGUAAUAGCAGUAGUGAUGAUGAGGUUGUGGUAGGGGAGGAUGAUGAAUUGGCCGGAAGUAAAGACUCUGUCGAUGGCACAUCCACUUCCAACAAAAACCUUAUGAAUGGAUUUAAUGGGAACAGUGGAAACAUGAACCCAGAUGGUGAGAACGCAAGUGCCUCCCAUGAUAUGGGUGGAUUCUUCAGAUUUGAGGCAACUGACAAUGAGGAUUUGUUUGGAGACAGGCCUUUGCCCGAAUGGGUGGGAUGGAGUGAAUCAUCAGAUUUGCAAGUCGGUGGUGCAAGUAUAAAUCCAUUUGAGGAUCAUGAUGACUCAGAUGUCAAUCCUUCGAGUCAUACCGAGGUAGUGGCACCUGAUGCUAGUUUGCCUUCAAGUGGAGAAUUUGCUCUUUCAAAUGGCUCUCCCUCCUCCACUGCUUCUACUGCAGGGUCGCCGGGUAGUGAUGGGAACCAACGAUCAGCUGCAGUGCCAUCAUUAUUUGAAGAGGAUGUUGAAUUUGUUGGCGUCGAACUAGAAGGUACUGAGAAGGCUAUGGAGCAGGCUCUUAAACAGGGAAUAGUAGGGGAGGCAGGGCCGUUGAAGAAAAACAUUGUGCCAAAGGUGCCAGAAAAGGACAACUCCGACGAUGGUGGGCCUGCAAAUAAGGAGUUCAAUGAUGCAAAUUAUUGGAGGGUUGAUCAGGAGGUUGCUGUUUUGGAGUAAAUGGUGGGUUGAUCCUGCUUAAGGCUGUUCAAAUCUGAAACUGGGUACAACAGCAGUGGACCCCAUUUUCCGGAUGGCAGGGUGCCAGCGGCCUAUGCAGCAGCAGCGGGAGGUCAUAUGUACAGUAUAUUUUUGUUUCGACAUGGGAUCAGAUGGUAGGUUGUGUUAUGGUUAUUUGCUGUUUACUUAUUGUUACUCAUUGUUUAUUAUUUAAGUUUUUUUUUUUAAUCUUUGGUUUCGUUCUGAUACUGAUAAUGGGAUUUUCCCAAAAUCCAAAAUAUUUAGUUUCGUUUCUGGCUGGAAUCAUUCUUAAUGUGGUAUCUUUCAUUUGAUGAAUCUGGACCCGUUACCUAUAAAUUGGUUAGGUAUUAUUAUUCUA